This is a messenger RNA of Argentina anserina (silverweed cinquefoil), 762 nucleotides long. RefSeq lists its product as uncharacterized. Gene Ontology annotation, cellular component: membrane. Gene Ontology annotation, molecular function: acyltransferase activity, transferring groups other than amino-acyl groups. Gene Ontology annotation, biological process: fatty acid biosynthetic process. NCBI's taxonomy places the organism in Eukaryota, Viridiplantae, Streptophyta, Magnoliopsida, Rosales, Rosaceae. Bases 1 to 762 code for a protein of 253 amino acids. The transcript has 3 exons. The record is from RefSeq and is a predicted model, not a curated record.
AUGACUGCUUUGUUCACAUAUGAGAAUCUACAGUUCCAGAAAAUGAUCCUUGAGAGAUCUGACCUUGGUGAUUCAACAUAUCAUCCAGAGGUUGUACUCAACAUUCCUCCAAAUCCCUCAAUGAAAGAAGCUGAGGCACUGAUGUAUGAUGCCAUUGACGAGCUUUUUCCCAGGACCUCUGUCAAGCCCAAGGACAUUGGAAUCUUGAUUGUCAACUACCGUUUGUUCAACCCAACUCCAUCUCUUUCUGCCAUGCUUAUGAACCAUUACCAGCUUCGAGGGAACAUAGUCAGUUACAAUUGUCACGACCCCAAAAUUUCGACUCUGUUACCCCUCAUGAACUUGCCCAGAAUCGGCUGGAGACCGCCGCAAUGUCUCGGGUUUGAGGGGAGGAGGUCAACGUCGUCGCUGCUCGAUUCGAGUCUCACCGUGGGUCGAAUCGCGUUGAGGAGUAGGAGGGAGAGCUCGUCGUUGUGGCUCAUAGCUCCUGCGAUGCCGGCGACGUCGGAAUUGACAGACCCGAGGUUCAGCUUUGUCGGCGUUGCUCGAUCUCCGCCUGGGGUGCGUCGCUGUCACCACCGGUCGAUGCGUCGUGCCCGUGCGGUCCCAAUGAUACAAGCGGUGUCGAGCACAGAGGCCGGUGGAGGAAAAUCGCCGGCGAGGGAAGUGAGGGUUGGGGAGAGAGAGCGAUCAGGAAGAGAGAGAGAGGAGAGAGAGAAAGCAGAAAGGCUGCGGGAUGCGGUUUCCAAUUUUGGAAACUAG